Molecule: messenger RNA, 1584 nt
Organism: Culicoides brevitarsis
Lineage: Eukaryota; Metazoa; Arthropoda; Insecta; Diptera; Ceratopogonidae
Exons: 3
Coding region: 136-1533 (465 amino acids)
Molecular function (GO): protein binding
Source: RefSeq, a predicted model, not a curated record
AAAAAAAAUACCAAUGUGGCGUCAUAUCUGUCUUUUACAUUUUUUUCUGUUUUUUUACAAUUUUCUUAAAUCAAAGCAUUCUUCUUUGAUAAAACAUUUUUUAAAAUUUCCUGUAAAAUUAUUUAAAGAUAAAAAAUGAGUGACAUUUUAUCUCCAAUUUUUCCCAAAAAGCGAAAACUGCAUCACGUGGAUUCCAUCAAAAUUCCAUUCGAUUUGAUGAGUCUGGAUGACGAUUGCUUGCUUCAUCUUCUCGCCUACUUCACCGCUUUGGAACUUAUCCAUCUUCGUGGUCUCUGUUCCCGCUUAGAUCGCCUCAUUCUUCGUCAUCGUCGUAAUUACGUCACUUUCAACUUUUCCAGCAUUCCAAUUUCGGAACUGACCUCGGUACGAGUUCACGAAAUCCUCGAAUUUUUGGGUCCUGUCGUAAAAUCUCUCACCAUCAACAUUUGCUGCCUCAAUUUGGAAUAUUUCAUGGGAAUUGAAGGUCGCGUGAAAAAAUUUGCUGAACUUUAUUCGUGCAUCGCACAAAAUUGCGUCAAACUGGAGUCACUAACUUUGGAAUUUCUGGACUUGAAUUCAAGAACAGUCAAAAAUUUGAGUCUCGUCGUGAAAAAAUUAAAAUCUUUCACGUUGCGUCAAUGUCAAUUUGGCGAGUCGUUUGUUUCGUGCUUCGAUGACGUCAAAAAUUUGGAAGAAUUGUCAAUUUUGAAGAACUUUUCAAUCACGUACGAAUUUCUGACAAAAGUUUCCAACCUCAAAACUUUGUGCAUCGAAGACUGCAAAAACUCCGUAUUCGACGAAUUUGAUUUCACGAAGGUUUUUAAAAAUAACUCGACACUGAAAAAGUUGGAAAUUCAAAACUGCAAAUGGCUCAACGACUCGUUGAUGAAUUUUAUCACAGAAAACGUCACCGAAAUUCAGGAUUUGUCGAUUUCUGGCUUUACUGACGUCAAAAUUCAUCGAAUUUCAGCCUUACAACAUUUAAAAAGGCUCAAAAUUGACGCGACAAACGAUAAAGGAGUCAAAUCGACAGACGUGGAGUCUCUUUUGAAUGGUCUGAACGAAGAAAAUCUCGAAGAUUUUCAUUUUACAACCGAUAAUUUAUGCUUUAAAAUUGAUUUGGUCGCGAAAUUUGUGAAUUUGAGGCAGUUAUCGUUGAUUCGAUGCAACAAAAUUACCGACAUUCAGAUGAAAAAGUUGCAAAAAUUGACGUCAUUGGAGGUUUUAUCGCUCGAGGGCACGGCAUUUUCACAAAAUUCUCUUCUUGGUUUGAUAGAUUCUUUGCCAAGGCUGUAUUUGUUGUGGAUGACAAACGAUAAAAUGAGCCCUAAGCUAAAUUUGGAGUUUUUUGAGGAGUUAAUUUGUUUGUUGAAAAAGACACAAGAUCGUUCGAUGGAAUUUGCAGCUACUUACAAGAUGGGCCAAAAUAGAGAGAUUUCUCAAAAUAUUCUGGAUUUGUUGGAAAAAAAUCGGAAAUGCUUGAAAUUUGUCGUUUUGGUGAGAGUUCCUUGCGGAAGUGGAAUGUGUCAUUAAAAUUUGAGAUUUUUAUUUUUAAUCCUUUUAAUAAAAAUUCUUUUUAAUUUU